UAUCAAGCUGGCAGCACUGUACUUGUCAAACAACGAGUUUUCUCCACGUAAUUCUGGCGUGCGGGGCUAUCAAGAAAAUAUUAUAUUUAUUGAAUUAACGACGUGUUUCCGGCAAUGUUCGCAUUUUAAAGUAUUCAGGGGUGCUUGUCACAAAUUUAUAAGUGUGCUGUGCAGUAAAUCCGCCAGAAUGAAGACUCUCGGGGCUCUUCUGGUGUUUUCGCUGGCGUUCGCCGGCUCUUUGGCCGUGGACAGGAACAAUUUUAAGACGUGCGAGCAAUCAGGUUUCUGCAAACGUUUGCGGUCUUUGAAGCCGGAGAAGUCUCAGUAUUCGCUGAACUUGGACACCGUUAUAGUGCACGGAAAUGUGCUCACUGCGGAAGUCAAUACGGUGGACACGGAAACUGAAAAGAGGAUUAUACUGUGGAACUACGCCCUCAAACUGACGGCGCUAGUGGACGGGACCUUCAGGGUGGAGUUGGAUGAAGCAGACCCGCUGUACCCGCGCUACAGGACUCAGUUCUCUUUGGACGGCGAGCCUAAAGGCGACAGCUUGAAACUGGUGUCCAGCGCGAAAGGUGUGGUGACGGUGGUCAACGGGCAAGGCCAUAAGGUUCUAAUCACGGCAGAACCCUUCAAGUUGGAGUUCCUUGAUCAGGCCGGCGAUGUGGCAGUGGUGGUGAACGGCAACGCUCAGCUGGUGGUGGAGCCGCUCAAGGUCAAAGAGGAGGGUGGUGACGAAGACGACAGUUCACGAGGCGAAAACUUCAAAUCACACCACGACAGCAAACCGCGAGGCAACGAGGCAGUUUCACUCGAUGUCACCUUCCCCGAGGCCGAUCAUGUCUAUGGUAUCCCCGAGCACACGGACAAUUUCGCCCUCCGCACAACUAGCGGCGGCGAGCCGUACCGCCUCUAUAAUCUGGACGUGUUCGAGUUUGAACUCGACAGCCGCAUGGCGCUGUAUGGCGCCAUCCCCGUCAUGUAUGCGCAUGGCUCCAAGCGCACCACUGGCGUCUUCUGGCACAACUCCGCCGAAACGUGGGUGGACGUGGUCAACCACGCUGAGGGCACUGUCGUCUCUUCACUGGUCAAUCUGGUCACCGGUGGGCAGAAGAAACAAGUCGAUGCUAGAUUCAUGAGCGAGUCCGGUAUCGUGGACGUAUUCGUCAUGCUCGGCAACCGCCCUAAGGAUGUGUUCAGGCAGUACACGCGGCUCACCGGUGUAAUGCCUUUGCCACCCAAAUUCUCCAUCGCGUACCACCAAUGCCGCUGGAACUACGUGGACGAGAAUGACGUGCGCCAGGUGGACGACAACUUUGACGUGCACGACAUGCCCGUUGACGCCAUCUGGCUCGACAUCGAGUACACAGACAGAAAGAUGUACUUCACAUGGGACGCCGAAAAGUUCCCCCAUCCGGCCGACAUGGUCGCCAACUUGACCGCCAAGGGUCGGAGGCUGAUCGCCAUCAUCGACCCCCACAUCAAGAGGGAACCCGGAUACUUCCUACACGAAGACGCUACCGAGAACGGGUACUAUGUGAAAGAUAAGGACGGGAAAGAUUAUGAAGGCUGGUGCUGGCCCGGCUCCUCAUCCUACCUGGACUUCUUCGACCCUCGCGUCAGCAAGUACUACUCCGAGCGCUACCAGUUCAAGAACUUCCCCGGAUCCAGCAAAGACGUCCACAUCUGGAACGACAUGAACGAGCCCAGCGUAUUCAACGGUCCUGAGAUCACUAUGCCCAAGGAUUGCCGCCAUCACAAGCCUCCCCAGGACGGCCACGAUGGACUCGCCUCCUAUUGGGAACACAGACACGUUCACAAUGAAUACGGUCUAGCACACAUCAAAGGCACUCACCAGGGCAUGUUGGACCGCGCCGACGGCAAAUUCCGGCCGUUCAUCCUCACGCGUUCCGCGUUCGCCGGCACUCAGAGAUACGCAGCCGUAUGGACAGGCGACAACAUGGCAGAAUGGGGUUUCCUGGCCGUCUCUAUUCCCCAGUGCAUCUCCAUGUCCGUCGCCGGCAUCAGCUUCUGCGGUUCAGACGUCGGUGGAUUCUUCAAAUAUCCUGAAGCCGAGCUGAUGACGAGGUGGUACCAGGCGGGUGCCUUCCAGCCGUUCUUCCGCGCUCACUCCCACAUCGAGACCAAACGCCGCGAGCCGUGGCUGUACGAGCCCGCCACCGCCGCGCUCAUCCGAGACGCCCUGCGCAGGAGAUACGCGCUCAUCGACUAUUGGUACACUUUGUUCUACGAGCACUCCGUGGACGGGCUGCCCAUCAUGAGACCGACCUUCCACGAUUACCCUGAAGAAGAGGAGACCUUCGACAUCCAAGACCAGUAUUUACUCGGCGAUGAGUUCCUAGUCCGGCCCGUGACGGAGCCCGGCGUCACCAGCGUGAAGGUGUACCUGCCCGGGAAGGCAACCCGCACCCUCUGGUACGACGUCGACUCCUACCACGCGCACGCAGCCAACGGAUACUUCACGCAGGACGUCAACAUUGCUAAGAUCCCGGUGUACCAGCGCGGGGGCAGCAUCGUGCCGCGCAAGGAGCGCGUGCGCCGCUCGUCCGCGCUCAUGGCCGCCGACCCUUACACUAUCGUCGUCGCUUUAGAUGCCAACAACACCGCUCACGGCUCGCUGUACAUCGACGACGGCGAGACAUACGAGUUCAGGAACAACAAAUACAUCUACGCGCACAUCGACUACGAACCCAGCGGGAUCACUUACUCUUUCGUCGACUCUGCCAGCUACCCCACCCGCUCGUGGGUAGAGCGCAUAGUCAUCGCCGGCAUCAAAUCCCCGCCCAAGACCGCCAAGCUCCUACAAGGCGACAAGCAGCUCGCCCUACAGAUGACUCUACAUAAAGGCAACGAUGUUCUAGUUGUGAGAAAACCGGCCGCCAGCAUGGCGCAGCCUUGGAAGAUUGUGUUCAGUUAUUAAGACAUUUUGGAAGUUAUUUAAUGUUUGACACCAUUUUACUGGUACCUACUUACCUAACGUCACUGACAGGUUCAUUAGAAACUGUCAGAAUAGAAUAUUAAUUGUAAUUCUGUUCCCAAAAAUUAGCAAAUGGCUACCAUUUUGGUACAGGCCAAAGCAUGGCCCGCCCCCAUGCUUUGGCCUGUACUGUAAGGUAUAUGAAUAGAAAUCAAAAGUCAGGAGGCCAAUCCAACUACCAUUUUAAUAUCAAAAUGAUGUAAUCUUUGAUAUUAUUCGCGCGUACAUUUCGCUGGUUAGUAUCCGUAAAUGUAUUAUAAAAGGACAUCAAAAUGUCAGUUCGAAUUAGGGUCGGUUGCACCAAACUGUUCGUAUCGUUAAAGAGUUCGCUAAAUUUUUAUGUAUGGAAUGUUUAAUAGUAAAGCGCCUGGGCGCGUCGGCUUACGUUGAUCAGUCUGUCAAAUGUGGUUGGUGCAACUGGGCCUUAGACUGUAAGCUGAAGUGUACUUUCGGGGACAGAAGAGUCAACUUUUUAGCGUGUCUUUGAUCCUGAUAAGGUAAAAUAUAGUGACUUCAAAACUGACCGUUGGGGGAAUGGUCGGACAGACAGACAGACGCACGAGCUAUAUGGGUUCUGUUUUUUCCUUUUGAGGUACGGAACCCUAAAAACAUCAGGUUGAUUUGAGUUUUAGUUACCUCCUUGCUAAGAAUAAAAAAAGCUCUCUGAAAUCGUGUUAUGGCCCCAAAUCAAGCGCACUCCAGUGAUAACUCUUGUAUUACCAGUAUUUUUUUUUGUUUAUUAUAAAUUAGGCAAUUCGCUAAAGAACGCAAAACGCCAUUGUCAAGGCAAAUUGAACCUUGCGUUAUUUUGAUACAUACAAGUCGCAUUGGCGAUCAAAGAGAUAUAUAAAAGUCUUGUGAUUUACUAACUUUAUGUGGUUUUUAUAUGUAAUUAGAUCAAUAUAGAUACUCCUUAUUUAAAUUGUGUACGUACGCUAUGUUUUAUAAUAUAUGUACAUGUUGUUUUCAUCACAUAACAUAAUGUAGAAUGAGACAUAAAUAGUAGAAAUUAAAUAAAAUGGAACUAAUAAUUUUCCAUACUAAAUUGUUGCCAUGUUUAAGCAUUUUACGUCAAAAAUGUGACAUUUACGUAGGAAGUGGCGCCCUCAAUAAUUUUCUACAAAUUCUUGUCGGACUAUAUGUCUGUAUAAACUUUUUACAUUUAACUAUUGCGUGAAUAUUUCAAAAGUAAACUUUAAUUUUAAGUUAAUAAAGGCGUUAAUCGUUCAAUGGCGUAUUUUUUUUUGUUUAUCAUGUAAUAAAGUAUAAAGGUACCUACAAACGACCUUUGGAAAGUUACCGUGAUAGUAAAAUGGAAUAAGUAUAUAUUAUAUCCAAUCAUUUACAAAUAAUUUCUACAUUAUUACUAUAGUUCGUUAUUUUUUAGCAUUAGAAAAAAGGUAAACAAUAUUGACGUGUAUUUUUAUUGAAAACCACUUUUGAAAAAUAAGUCACGGCAAAUAUGUAACAAUUAUGAAUCAAAUACGAUUAUUUACAUUCUUUUGCUUUCAUAAGUAAUAGUUACUGAUUUUUAAAAAGUGUUUUUCAAUUAAAAGACACGUCAAGAUCGCGUAGUCUUUUUCUAAUGCUAAAAAAACGAUUUCAUUCGUAAUGGUAUGAAAAUAAGCAUCUACCCACGGAUUCUUAUUUCCCAAAAUGGUAAUGAGUGUAAUCAGUGUAAAUAGUGUAAUGGCAGAGAUAAAGGAAUACAAAGAGGCGUAAACUAGUGCUAAAUAUAAUGCAGUAACAAAUUUUGCGGCUAUGAUUUGGUACCAUUUUGUGGUAACAACAGCCUGUUCUGUUUUUAUUUUCCAGAUUACAAAAUUACAGUUAAAUUGGCUAAUUUACUUUCCAAUUAUCUUCUUUUAUGUACGUUUUGUACUAAAAUUAUUGACUGUCAUUUGUACCUGGGAUGUAAAGACAAAGUUUAGUUACCGCGUUACUUUACGCGUCUUAGUAUUAUCUUGUCUAUGGCUUUACCUACAAAUUAUAGUGCCCCAAAUAGUAUUCGAGAUGCGCGAGUCACAUACAAAUACUGUGAAGAGUAAGGGUUUAUCAUGUUUUGUGAUAAUGAAGACGUUUUUUUGAAUAUGCAACCCUUUUAUUUCUCCUUUAUAUAUCUAUGUAAUAUAUACAUUUUAAGGUGGAUCAUUUAUUUACAUAGUAACGAUAUCAAAUCGCUAAUGGUAUUUACUCAGCUGUUCUUAUUUUAAGGGCUUCUUUUAAGAGCCCAUCAACGUGUACACUAGCGCCACUGCUAAAUAAUCGUGAUUAUUUAAAUUUAACGAUAGGUAUUUAAAAAUGGGGGCUGCUACGUAAUGUAUUUUGUAUGUAAGU
Messenger RNA from Cydia splendana, 5335 nucleotides. RefSeq names its product neutral alpha-glucosidase AB (gene GCS2alpha). The coding region runs from base 188 to 2941 and encodes 917 amino acids. The record is from RefSeq and is a predicted model, not a curated record. Gene Ontology annotation, molecular function: alpha-glucosidase activity; carbohydrate binding. The transcript has 22 exons. Gene Ontology annotation, biological process: N-glycan processing; carbohydrate metabolic process. Lineage: Eukaryota; Metazoa; Arthropoda; Insecta; Lepidoptera; Tortricidae.